CCGCAUACCAAGCCAUGUAAUCAACACUAGCUAGUGCAUAAUGUGAUUAUGAUUAUGAUGAUCGUGAUAAUGAGUGUGAAGUGAACUAUCCGCAGGUUUAAUCUCCGUGUGUUCCGGUGGUCCCAAGCGAUGAUAUUCUUCAUCGAGGAGAUUAACAGGAACCCAGCCCUCCUACCCAACAUCACGCUGGGCUACAGAUUGUAUGACACCUGUGGGCUGGAGCAGCUUUCGGUGAGGACAGCCCUGUCUGUCAUCUCGCAGCCCCUCAAGAGCUGGGGAGGGAGGUGCGUGUCUCCCAGCCUGCCCCUCAUCAUUGGGGACUCGGGCUCCACGCUGUCCAUGGCCAUCUCCCGUGUGCUCAACCUUAACAGGGUCCCUCUGGUGAGCUACUUUGCCUCAUGCGCAUGUCUGAGUGACAAGCGUCAGUUUCCAUAUUUUUUCCGCACAAUCCCGAGUGACGUGAACCAGGCUGACGCCCUGGCCCGCCUGGUGCGUCACUUUGGGUGGACCUGGGUGGGCACCAUGGGGGCAGACGACGACUACGGACGCACGGGCAUCGACAUGUUCACGGCCGAGGUGACCAAAUUGGGCGUGUGCGUGGCUUUCAGGGUGAUUAUCCCCAAGCUGCCAUCCAGUGAAAGCAUGCGUGAGAUUGUCACGAUAAUACGUGACUCCACUGCUACGGUGAUUGUGGCCUUCGCUAUUGAAGAGGACAUCCACCCUGUCAUUCAAGAGAUUGUCCGGCAAAAUGUGACAGGGAAGCAGUGGGUGGCAAGCGAAGCCUGGGUCACGUCCACCCUCAUCUCUACCCGGGAGAACCUUCCCUUCCUGGAUGGGACCAUCGGCUUUGCCAUCCGCAGGGCGGAGAUGCCUGAGUUGAAACAGUUCCUUGAGACCCUCAACCCACUGGCUGAGCCCCACAACCCCUUUGCAAGGGAAUUCUGGGAAAUGCAGUUUCAGUGUUCCCUGAACACAACAGAACCAUUUGCCUCUACCACUGAGUCCACCGCCUAUAACAAUACCUGCACGGGGGCAGAGAGGAUUCAGGACACAGACAGCAUCUACAAUGACGUGUCCCAGCUCAGGGUCACCUAUAACAUGCACAAGGCUGUUUACUCCGUGGCUCACGCCUUGCACAACAUGCUGAUGUGCCAGCAUGGGGGAGGAGGCAGGGGAGGGGCCAGGACACUCACCAGCGGCUGUGCAGACAUACACACACUGCAGCCGUGGCAGAUUGUGCAGUACCUGAAGGAGGUGAGCUACACCAACCUCUUUGGGGACGUUGUUCAUUUUGAUGCGAAUGGUGACCCGGUGGGGUCCUAUGACAUCAUCAACUGGCAGAAGAACGGAGAUGGUUCGGUGAAGUAUGUGACCGUGGGGCGUUUUGACUCCUCCCUGCCGCUCCAGCAACAGCUGGUGUUCAGUCAGAGGGACAUCGUGUGGCACGGUGUGCACAGGGAGGUUCCUGUGUCGGUGUGCUCAGAGACCUGCCCCACCGGCUACAGGAAAGCCUCACGCACAGGACAGCCUGUGUGCUGCUAUGACUGUGUGCUCUGUGCUGAGGGCACCAUCAGCAACAGCACAGAUCAGCCAGAGUGUAUUCCAUGUCCGGAGGACUUCUGGUCCAAUAAGAAACGGGACAGCUGUGUUGUCAAGGAGAUAGAGUUCCUGUCCUACACAGAGUCCUUCGGAAUGGCGCUGGCAGCCAUGGCGAUCCUGGGUGCCUUAUCCACUGCAGCGGUGGGGGCCAUUUUCCUGUGGCACAGGCGCACCCCGAUCGUGCGCGCGAACAACUCGGAGCUGAGCUUCCUCCUGCUGCUGUCGCUGACGUGCUGUUUCCUGUGCGUGCUGACCUUCCUGGGCCGGCCCUCGCACUGGGGCUGCCGGCUCCGCCGCACCUCCUUUGGCAUCAGCUUCGCCCUCUGCCUCUCUUGCCUGCUCAGCAAGACCCUGGUCGUGCUGAUGGCAUUCCAGGCUACGCUGCCCGGCAACAGUGUGGCGCGCUGGUUCGGCCCCACUCAGCAGCGCCUGGGCGUGCUGGUCUGCGUCGCUGUGCAGGUGGGAAUCUGCGGGGUGUGGCUCGCCAGAGCUUCGCCUUACCCGAUUAAGAACACCUGGCUGUACAGGGACAGAAUCAUCCUGGAGUGCCACCUGGGGUCUGUGGUGCUCUUCGGAUGUGUUCUGGGCUACAUCGGCUGCUUGGCAGGCUUCUGCUGCAUCUUGGCCUUCCUUGCUAGGAAACUGCCUGAUAAUUUUAACGAAGCCAAAUUCAUCACCUUCAGCAUGCUCAUAUUCUGUGCAGUCUGGAUCACCUUCAUACCAGCUUAUGUCAGCUCACCUGGAAAGUUCACUGUAGCUGUGGAAAUAUUUGCCAUUUUAGCAUCCAGUUUCGGUGUCCUCCUCUGUAUCUUUGCUCCAAAGACUUUUAUUAUCAUAUUUCAACCCGAGAAGAAUUCCAAAAGAAACCUCCUUUCCCAAAGAUCAGCAAGGUGACACAUACUGCUGAUCUUAUUAGCUGCUCACCUUAUCAGAUAUCUUCCUAAGCAUGCUGAGAGUCAACCUAUGAAAGAUGAAGUAUCUUCAUUCUGCCAAGUAUCUGUAAUUUAGAGACCAUUUUGAUCUCAAUGUGCAAACAAACAGGUUCGUCCUCUAUAGAGAGUAAGUAAGUAAGUAAGUAACUUUGAUCUUUAUGCAUUUAGUCAUUGUAUUUAACUGUAUUUGAGGUCACGCCUAACAUACAGAGCUUUUAUAAAUGCCUGCAGAGAUGUAUUAAUACAGUUUCACCACCUGAGUGUGCUGUUGCACCAGUGUACUGUCACUGUCUGAACAACCGCUUUGGACAUUCAAGGGCCCCAGUUUUGACUACUCUAGGCUUAGUGUUUCUCUCAUUUUCCCUUGCAAUACAUGUUUGUAUGUAUCUAAUAAUGGUACAAAAUUCUACUCAGUCAUUUGACUUAUGUCUUUCCCUGCUGGAACAUGGUACAAUAAAAUCAGAAUGCAAGGUUUGUAUUAUCAUAUACCAUAAAGUAGUCAAAAAGUAUAAAA
Molecule: messenger RNA, 3045 nt
Organism: Anguilla rostrata (American eel)
Lineage: Eukaryota; Metazoa; Chordata; Actinopteri; Anguilliformes; Anguillidae
Product: extracellular calcium-sensing receptor
Exons: 5
Coding region: 130-2493 (787 amino acids)
Biological process (GO): G protein-coupled receptor signaling pathway
Cellular component (GO): plasma membrane
Molecular function (GO): G protein-coupled receptor activity
Source: RefSeq, a predicted model, not a curated record